UCCCCUAACUGAGGUGCAUGUCGUCUGCAUGAUGGCUGCCCAGUCCCUACAUUAGAUACGCAUGGGACACGUUUUGUGGGCUUUGGUUGGAAAGGGUCGAGAUAAAACACACACGGCGUACCCUGCUGACAACUGGUUUGCGGCUGCUGGUACUUCGUGUGGGGAGCGUGUGUUUCACGUGUUGCUUCUCAACACGCAGCAAAACGUCGUCCGGACCGAAUUUGCCUCUGGAAACGGGAGUUUGAACUUUUUCCACAUUUGACUGCAUGUGCCUGAGAGUCUGACGCUGCAUCUCUUCAAUGGCUGCCUCAGGCUCUUCCUCCACCUCUGUGCCUGAGGGUUUCCGCUACGAGACCAAGUACAUUGUCCUCAACUACCUGGGACUCCUGCCCCCCUCCCGGUUGCAGGCCACCGCUGGCAGAGGAGAUGGCCAUUAUGCUGUGGACAGAGAGAGGAACAGAGUAAUGAAGGCACAGAUAGAGGAAGAGCUUAAGCAACUGGAAGAUGAGGUCUCAGACUCCUUUUCCAGUACAGGCUUCGACUGCCAUACGUCUCCAGUGUUUAGCCCAGCCAACCCAGAGAGCUCCAUCGAGGACUGCCUGGCUGUUCUGGGUGACCGGGUGGCCAGAGACCUGGACACACACCUGGCCUCUACUGUACACACACUCCUCAGUGCCCCGCUGGACUAUGAGCAUUUCAGAGAAGCAGCACAAGACAUCUCCUGCCACACGCAGAGUGGCUGGAGCAAGGUGCUGGUGCCAUUGGUGCUGCUGCAGGCCCUCCAGGGAGAAGGACAAAUCCUGGCCCACCUGCUACCUCUGGGGGUCCGUUUCCUGGAGGAGGCUGAGGCAGACUACAUCAUCCAGCAGGGAGGAUGGGGUACAGUGUUUAGCCUGGAGGAAGAGGAGGAGCAGGGCGUGAUCAUAGCCGAGGACAGCAACGACAUCUACAUCCUGUCUGGAGAACAGCUUCCUGGCCAGCUCAGUCCCCCCGCGUCGCUGCUGGGCACCGGAGACAGCAGUGGGCCGGGCAGCUGGCAGACAGAGAGCUUACCCGUGUCUCUGGCAGGCAACGAUUCCUGGGCACAGGUGAGCAUGAUGGACCACCCCGAAGAUGUCAAGAGUCUGGACAGCAACGAGGGCACCCUGGCUGAGGAGCGCAGUGAGAACAACUCCUCCAACUCUGACAUUGUGCACGUGGAGCGAGAGGACGCAGAGGAGGGUGAGGGCGGGGCCGAGUUGCAGGAGAGCAUGCUGAGUGUGCUGGGGACGGAGAGCGAGCUGGCUGAGCUGAGGGCAGAGUUUAGGGAUGACACCCUGCUUCCUGUCCCAGCAGCCCCAGAGCCGGUGGUGGUAUAUCUGGAGGAGCCGGUCAUCAUAGAGACGCCUGCUCCCCUGUCGGCGGUUCUGUCAGAGCUGCAUUCGUCUGUCCCCGUGUCAGAGCCUGAGCCCUCUGCUCCAGACCCUAUGAUUGAGCCUGAGCCUGCCCCUGUUGUGGAGGCAGCACCACCAUCCCCCGCCAAGGCACCCUCUACUCCCCCAUCAGCAAAGCCUGUUCCAGAGCCAGUCGCAGCACCGCCAGAGCCAGAGGAGUCCCAGCCUGAAUCUCAGUCAGAGACUGUGCUGGAGCCGGCUGCAGCGCCCCUCCUGGAGGCACUCCCAGCUCCUGUGGCCCUAGCUGAGGAGCCCCCGGUGCAGACGGAACCAGAACCCAAGUCAGAGAUCCCAGUGCUGCUGUAUGGUGGAGCUGCUCUGGUGGCCCUAGCUGCUGUGGUGACCUGGGGAAUCAUGACCCACCGGAAGAAGUAGCCUAGUAGUGCUCCUGAACCGGGUUGCAGACCUCACUUACUCCCUGGUCCCUGCUGCUAGCAGUACUCCUGAACUGGGUUGCAGACCUCACCUCCUCCCUUGUCCCUGCUGCUAAUCUGGGCUGCUGGGCCUGCCACUACCAGGUGGACACACCAUGUGAACAAUUACUUAUUUUCCUUCUCUCCAUUUUUGUUUUCCCCCAUUCUCCUCUCUGCUCAUCUGGCAAUUUGAUAUGUUUUUCUUCAGUUGCUGCCUCCAACCCAUCACGUCUCAAUUUUCUAGUGGUUUCUAUGUUUUCUGGGUGCUUGGUUGUUCGAUGCCAUGCGGAUGCACGUCAGACACACCCUGUUUGUAUGUUACUCUCUCGGCUGGAGCUCGGUGUACUGUACCUCUUUGUCCUCAGAGCCUAGUGGGUGUAGCGCAGAAGUCAGAAUUCCCUGUUCUAUUGCAAGGGAAGCUAUUCCAAUAUUUUCACAUACAAAAAUUUAAGUUCUGAUUACAUUAUGUCCUCUGAAAAGCAAACCUGUCUUCAAGGAUUAGAUGAGCAUGUUUGUUUUUUUAUGGCAAUCAUGAUUAGACUUUUUGUUUUUAGAAUUCACUGUACUGGAGACACUACUGUGUCUAUAAAAGCACUUGAUAGGCACUUGAUAGGGAUUAAUAAUAUCGCACUUGAUAGGGAUUAAUAAUAUCGCACUUGAUAGGGAUUAAUAAUAUCGCACUUAAAUGGAAAGUAGAUACACAUGACCAAAAGUAUGUGGACAAGUAUGCUUGUCGAACAUCUCAUUCCAAAAGCAAGGGCAUUAAUAUGGAGUUGGUCCCCUCUUUGCUGCUAUAACAGCCUCUACUCUUCUGGGAAGGCUUUCCACUAGAUGUUGGAACAUUGCUGCAAGGAUAUGCUUCCAUUCAGUCACAAGAGCAUUUGUGAGGUCAGACACUGCUGUUAGGCGAUUAGGCCUGGCUCACAGUCAGCGUUCCAAUACAUCCCAAAGGUGUUCGAUGGGAUUGAGUUCAGGGCUCUGUGCAAGCCAGUCAAGUUUUUCCACACUGAUCUCGUCAAACCAUUUCUGUUUGGACCUUGCUUUGUGCACGGGGGCAUUGUCAUGCUGAGACAGGAAAGGGCCUUCCUGAAACUGUUGCCACAAAGUUGGAAACACAGAAUCGUCUAGAAUGUCAUUGUAUGCUGUAGCAUUAAGAUUUCCCUUCACUGGAACUAAGGGGCCUAGUCCAAACCAUGAAAUAAAGCCCCAGAUCAUUAUUCCUCUUCCACCUAACUUUACAGUUGGCAUUAUGCAUUGGGGCAGGUAGUGUUCUCAUGCCAUCAACCAAACCCAGAUUUGUCUGUCGGGACUGCCAGAUGAUGAUUCAUCGCUCGUGUCCAAUGGCGGCGAGCUUUACACCACUCCAGCCGACACUUAGCAUUGCAACGGAUGUGCCCAAAUCCACUAAUUUGAAGGGGUGUCCACAUGGUGUAUGUUUAUCUACUUCUUUCCAGUCACUUACAUCACCUAAGUGUUAUUUUGUUAAGUUUUUGGAAAUUGAGGGAUUCCACAACUCAAUUCAUUUUUCACUAACUCAUUUCAGUCAUUUAGUUACGAUUUGUGGUCAUAUUGCAGUAGUAUGACUGCAAUUAAAUUGAUUUUGAAUGUAAAAAAAAAAGAGGAUAAAGACUACCGCAGUUCACAGCCAGUGGCAUAAACUGUUGCGUUUGAUUACCAACUAUCUCCUUGAAAAUAGGCAUUUAGAUUAUCUGGUAUAGAACUGUCAAUGGUCACUAUCAACCUUGUUAACUAUUGUGUUUGCGUGAGUGAAAUUAAAGCCAGCUCAACCAUGAUGGCACCAUGGUCAAUGUUCCAUGUACCAUGUUCUGUGACAGGGAAUGGAGGGUUCGGAAUGACUGAACCAAGACAGAAUUUCAUAUUCAUUUGUUCAACACGGAUACAAGAUUUAAAUAUAAAACUUGAAAUCAACUAGUCAUCUUUCAUCUGAUGUUGUGAGACUAUAAAAUCAAAAGUAGAAAUUUAGUUUAAUCUUGAAUCAAUUUAUGCUCUCAUUCACAACUCCCCCAGUCUAACUUCACAGGGACUGCCUUUCUUCAGCUACCCUGUCAGACCCCUAUGUUUUGCCAGGUACCGUUUGUCCCCUCGGCUGGCCCAACUGCCCACCCAGCACUGCCUUGCCGUUCCGCUGUAACCCCAUAGCGUGCCUACCUUGUACAGUACAGAGACUUACAAAGCUUAACAGAUGUGUGUGCUGGCUUCUUCCCACUGCUACCUAACCUUUUCUUGAAGGGUUCAGCUCCCUCCAUUUUCUCAAGUCAGGGUGGUCUGUCCACAACUUGAAGAGUAGGAAUGACACAUGCCAGCCCUGCCACAGACAAUCAACAUAUGCAACAUUCCCACUAAGGGAAACAUAUCUUCCUGUUAGUUGGGUACAAUGUGAAUCUAAAAAUAAAAUCUACACUGUAGGCCUCAGGUGUCAGAGUACAAAACACACUUUUUACUGGGCACUCAGGUCUGAUCCAAGUUAAAGUAGUAGUGGUUCCAGCUUUGUGUUCACUGGUCAGUGGAUUCCCACAGCUAACUUGGUCAAUGUCAACUAAAGAUGCACACAACUCAAUUCUGUUUAGCCAAGUGUACAUACAACCAUGUGUGGUUUGGGGUAGUUGUGUGGGAGAGACAAAUUACCAUAAAUGGUUUUGUUCCUCGUUCCAUCGAAUGCAAAUGUACAUCAGUUAGAUAAUAGGUAUGCAAAUUGUCUGGAAAGUACAGUAUGGAUGUCAAAUCCCCAUCUUGGCACUUCACCAACUUCCCUAUAUGUGCAGUUUGAGACCAGAAUACAUCAUGUAAACUGCAUUGUGGUUUUGGACACAUGAACAAGUUAAUAAAAUGUUCCUCCCUUAAAUCA
Messenger RNA from Oncorhynchus keta (chum salmon), 4712 nucleotides. It is a transcript of the gene bcl2l13, whose product is annotated as BCL2 like 13. Lineage: Eukaryota; Metazoa; Chordata; Actinopteri; Salmoniformes; Salmonidae. Gene Ontology annotation, cellular component: mitochondrion. The record is from RefSeq and is a predicted model, not a curated record. Gene Ontology annotation, biological process: apoptotic process; regulation of apoptotic process. The transcript has 7 exons. The coding region runs from base 300 to 1808 and encodes 502 amino acids.